Hemiscyllium ocellatum (epaulette shark) is the source of this 2751-nucleotide messenger RNA. RefSeq names its product solute carrier family 43 member 2a (gene slc43a2a). The record is from RefSeq and is a predicted model, not a curated record. Bases 405 to 2114 code for a protein of 569 amino acids. Gene Ontology annotation, molecular function: neutral L-amino acid transmembrane transporter activity; L-amino acid transmembrane transporter activity. Lineage: Eukaryota; Metazoa; Chordata; Chondrichthyes; Orectolobiformes; Hemiscylliidae. Gene Ontology annotation, biological process: neutral amino acid transport; transmembrane transport. The transcript is spliced from 16 exons.
AGAGAAAAAAACAAAAAGGAGAAAGAGAGAGGGAUCGAUCCUGGAGAAGGAGAAGGUGCAGGAAGAGAGAGAGAGAGAGAGAGAGAGAGAGAGAGGAGCGCGGAGUGAGUGAGUGUGACAGAGGGAGAGGGAGAGGGAGCGCUGUCCAGUCCCGCAGCGGCUGCAGGUGCUGCCAGACCUGCUGAGAUUGUCCAGCCAUCUCGGUUUUUGUUUCUGAUUUCCAACAUCUGCAGUGUUUUGGUCUUUGGGAGAUAAAGGAGCUACUGAGGGCAAGGAGGCUGGGACGGACACAUAUAAAAACAAGCUGAAAGCAAUUGGAGUUCCUCUUCCUCAUUAAACCCCAGCCAACUCGGGUGGAGCGUGCUCCUCUGUCAGUGACCAGUUCCAGCUCCUGCAGUGGCACGAUGGCUCCUACCCUGGCGACAGCUCACCGUCGGCGCUGGUGGAUGGCAUGUACAGCCGUGCUGGAAAACCUACUGUUCUCCGCCGUGCUCCUGGGCUGGGGCUCGCUGCUCCUCAUGUUAAAGUCCGAGGGUUUCUACUCAUACCUCUGUGAGGAACCAGCGAACGUUACCAACAGCAGCUCGGCGGGAAACAGCAGCAGUGACCUGGAACUCCCGCUGAGGAUGAACGGCUGGCUCAUCUGCAAGGACCAAGAUGAGAUGUUGAAUUUGGCAUUUACUGUCGGGUCCUUCCUGCUCAGUGCCAUCUCACUGCCCCUUGGCAUUGCCAUGGACAAGUAUGGACCUCGGAAACUCCGUCUGAUUGGCAGCACCAGUUUUGCCUUGUCCUGUUUGUUAAUUGCCUAUGGAGCCAGUAAUCCUGACGAUCUUUCCGUGCUGAUUUUCAUCGCACUGGCCCUGAAUGGAUUCGGGGGGAUGUGUAUGACCUUCACUUCUCUCACGUUGCCGAACAUGUUUGGGGAUCUGCGAUCGACGUUUAUCGCUCUCAUGAUUGGCUCAUACGCUUCAUCCGCUGUGACAUUCCCAGGAAUCAAGGUGAUCUAUGAUUUUGGAGCUCCCUUUAUCACCAUCCUGCUGGUGUGGGCCGCCUGUGGGGGCCUUGUCUUCAUGAACUGCUUCCUGAACUGGCCCCUGGAACCAUUCCCAGGCCCCGAGGAUAUGGACUACACGGUGAAGGUUAAGUUCAGCUGGCUGGGUUUCGAUCACAAGAUCACAGGGAAGCAGUUCUAUAAGCAGGUGACCACAGUAGGCCGCAGGCUGAGUGUGGGCAACUCCAUGAAGCCUCAGGAGAAGCUGGCCACUCAGGACGGUAACAAGCUGUGUCUGUCCACCGUCGACCUGGAGGUCAAAUGUCAGACUCCAGACCAAGGGUCUGGGUCCUUCAUGCAGAGUAUCUUCAGCCCAGUCUAUAUCCUCAGCCUGGUCACUAUGUGUGUCACACAACUCCGGCUCAUCUUUUACAUGGGAGCCAUGAACAACAUCCUGGAGGAUCUGGUCGAGGGAGAUCUUGUCACAGUCAGUCUGUACUCGUCCAUCUUCGGGGUGCUGCAGCUGCUGUGUUUGAUGACCGCCCCGGUGAUUGGUUACAUUAUGGACUGGAAACUGAAGGACUGCGAUGAUGGGAUGUCCGACACAGAGGAGAAGGAGCUGGCUGCUGGGAGGAAGCCCAGCGGAAAGAAAAGAGACCGAAAGAUUCAGAAAAUCACCAAUGCUACCCGAGCGUUUGUCUUCACAAACCUCCUCCUUGUCGGGUUUGGGAUUACCUGCCUCAUCCCGAACCUCCCACUGCAGAUUCUCUCCUUCAUUCUCCACACGAUCGUUCGGGGAUUCAUUCACUCGGCUGUCGGUGGGCUUUACGCUGCUGUUUACCCGUGUACACAGUUUGGCAGUCUGACUGGAAUGCAGUCACUCAUCAGCGCCCUGUUUGCACUUCUCCAACAACCCCUCUUCCUGGCGAUGAUGGGACCACUCGAAGGUGAUCCUCUCUGGGUGAAUAUCGGUUUGUUGGGGGUCAGUAUGCUGGGUUUCUGCCUCCCGGCCUACCUGCUCUAUUACAGACAGCAACUCCGUAAACAAAAGCUGCAGAAAGCUGAGGAUGCCAAGCUCUUCAUGAAAAUCAACGGCAGCUCCAAGCAUGAGGCCUUUGUGUAGGCCGUGGUAAUGCUUCCCCACAGUGAGACAGGACUCUCGAGGCCCAGGAUCACCCACCCUCUAUCAACAGGCUCCUCUGUUUCCUGAUGGUGCUCAAAGGGGGAGCAGGCACCUUCAUUUCAUCAAAUUAAUCGCUGUUAUUUAUGGGAAAGGGAAUACAUAUAGAGCUGUCCUCCCAGAAACCUGGUGGCCGAGUUACAGCUCUUUUAGUGAGUUUUGCUUUCUUUCUCUUGAUUAUCUUCAUCGGAGCAGGCAAUGCCCUGGAUUGUCCACUCAGAGCCCACCCAGACACUCCACCUCUUCUUGCUCUCAUGUCCCAGUCCCAGUCCCAUCCCCUCCGUCAGCUCCCACCCCCACCCCCACCUGAAGCUGCUGACUUUCUCCAGGAGGGUAGGGAGCAGCAACUGUCCUGUUACUCCGAGCCACCCUCCUGGUUGUUGGAGUAUUGUCAGGCUGCUCGACUGUGACAGGAAUCACAGUCACAUUGGGUACUAUGCUGGCCAGUGGGCAGUAAUAUUGAUUAACUCCUUCCUCCCCCCACUGACCCCGACUUGUUGGGUUAGGUCUGAGUUGCAGUGGAAAUGUUUCUGAAAAUAAACACUGCUCCCGUGUCGGUAUUAGAACAAGGCUCUUCCCC